ACAGCAUGGAACUGUCACUUUGCAGGUCCUCACUUAGUGUCAUGAUAACAAUCUUCCUCGGUUUGUUCUGUGUAGUUCGGGGCCAGCAGUUGGUCCUCAAGGAGCUGCACACUCUCCACCAAUGGACGAAUCUCAGUUUGGGCGACGACCUGUCCAAGGACAAUCGCUUCCUGCCGGUGGAUGUGGACAUUGAGUACGGCGAUGAGGGCAGACAUCGCACCUUCCUCACAAUCCCGCGACUUGGCAUGGCCACACCCUUUACACUGGCCACCGUGGUUGCGGACGACAACGCGGUGGUGGAGAAUCCCAGGCUGGAGGCCUAUCCUAGUGAGGAGUGGCAUGUGCCACCCAAUAAUUGCUCGGGCAUCACCUCCGCCAUUAGGACUUAUAUAGACGAAUGCUGGCGGCUCUGGGUGGUGGACUCGGGGCAAGUGAACUCCAUACAGCUGUGCCCACCGCAGAUCCUGACCUUUGACCUGGUCAAAGAUGAACUAAUACAGCGACACUCAAUUCCGCCGGAAGCCUACACGCCCAGCGUUUCCAUCUUCACAGCUUUGGUGGUGGAUCUGGCGGAGAGUGGGACGCCAAAUCGUUGUGUCGGUGGCACGGCCUAUAUAGCCGAUGCCUGGGGAUAUGGCCUGAUCGUGUUUGAUUCCCUGUCCGGCCGAUCCUGGCGCAUAGAGCACGAGUCCAUGAAGCCCUCGGAUUUGGUGGGUACAGGAUUGGCCCGAUCCAGCAACACCCAGGCGGGAAUAUUCACAGUAAGCCUGAGUCCCAGCGAAGUUGAAGAGCGCUUCCUUUACUUCCACACACUGAAUGGCUUCAAUGAGGUCAUGGUGUCCCUCGAUUUGAUCAACAAUGAAACGUUCUGGAAAUCCCCGAAUGCCAGUCAAGUCGUAGAUCACUUCCGAACCCUGGGCACCCGCGGAAUCCAAUGCGAAUCGGAAGUGAUGGAUCAGUCCGGGAAUCUCUUCUGCAGCCUCAUCAGCUUGGGGGCUCUCGUAAACUGGCAGGAGAGCUCCAAUUACACGGCGGACGACCUUCGAGUGGUGGCCUACAAUCCGCACAAGAUCAAAUUCGUCACGGGCCUCAAGAUCAACCGAAAUUCCAAGGGUGAGGAGGAGCUCUGGGCCUUGAGCAGUCAGCCGAAGCUCUUUGUGGGCGGUGCUCUGCCCCAAAACGAGGUCAAGUUUCAAAUAAUUGGUUGCCGCACGGCUGACCUUCUUGCCAAUACCCCGUGUACAGUGGGCGCUACAGAAAACACGCCCACUAACGUUUAAAUAAAUCUUAGUCUAACGAGUUUUAAA
Drosophila gunungcola (fruit fly) is the source of this 1307-nucleotide messenger RNA. It is a transcript of the gene yellow-e3, whose product is annotated as protein yellow. The transcript is spliced from 3 exons. Bases 6 to 1280 code for a protein of 424 amino acids. Gene Ontology annotation, cellular component: extracellular region. Lineage: Eukaryota; Metazoa; Arthropoda; Insecta; Diptera; Drosophilidae. The record is from RefSeq and is a predicted model, not a curated record.